Molecule: messenger RNA, 508 nt
Organism: Ornithorhynchus anatinus (platypus)
Lineage: Eukaryota; Metazoa; Chordata; Mammalia; Monotremata; Ornithorhynchidae
Product: protein FAM166B-like
Source: RefSeq, a predicted model, not a curated record
CAUGGCCGGGUCCUUUCCCCCGGGACUAACCCGCCCGAACCGACACCACAUCCCAGGGUAUUCCGGGCACUGCCCACAGCUCCGCUUCAGCCUGGGCCACACCUAUGGACAUUUGACUGCCCGGCUGCUGCGGGACCCUCCGGCCCCAGCCCGGCCCCCCCGCUAUGUGCUGCUGGCCCCGACCCAGCCUCCGCGGUCCCCUGAUCUCCCCCGCAAGGAACGGCUUUCCUGGCACGGACAUGAGAGACUUAGCUGCAGCCUGGUUCCAGGGUACACAGGCUUUGUGCCUCGGGCCCGGCCCAUCUUUGCCAAGAGCUACAGCCGGGUUUGUGCUCAGGCCCUGAGCGAGUUUACACACCAGGGGGUGAGACCCAGGGAGCAGACCGGAGUCCUGAAGUCACAGCCACCCACAGCCGAGUGUGAGCCCACCUCACCCCGAGACUCCCCUUACUCGAGGGAGAACAGGGACCCCGGCAAAGGCUUCGUCUCAGGUGAGUAGGAGGAGGAG